AUGUAUCGACAAAUACUCGUACAUAAAGACGAUCAAGACUUUCAGCGCAUUAUAUUUCGAAAUUCACCUAAUAGUCCAAUAUGUGACUAUAAACUCAAAACGGUGACAUUUGGCGUAAAUUGUGCCCCCUUUCUUGCCAUUCGAACACUUCACGAAUUGGCAAACGAUAUAAAAGAAAAAUUACCCCUAGCAACCCCGGUGUUAAAAACACAAACAUAUGUGGAUGAUAUCCUGUCUGGAAGCCACAGCUUACCCCAAGCGUACGAAGCACUAUCACAAGUAAUACAAGCCCUCAAGUCAGCAGGGUUCCCCCUAAAAAAGACAACCGCCAAUCACCCCGAAAUCCUAAAAGAUAUAAAUAAAGAAAGUUUAUUAGAUUCAAACUUCCUAAUAUUCGAAAAGGAAAGUACAACAAAAACCCUAGGCAUACAAUGGAAUGCGAUCUCAGAUAAAUUCUCAUAUACUCUUGAGUCGAUAUUUGCUCAAUCCGCAAUAACUAAAAGGCAAAUUCUGUCGGCUGUAGCGAAACUUUUUGACCCCACAGGAUGGCUUUCGCCAGUUAUGAUACAAGCGAAAAUCCUGAUACAAGAAUUAUGGCUAGACGGAACCGAAUGUGACGAGCAAGUGAAACCACUUCGCUUGGUAAAAUGGUCCCAAUUUGCUAACAACUUGCACGCUAUUGCAGAGAUACAAAUCCCUAGAUGGGUAAAUUACUCCCCCGAAUACCAAGUAGAACUGAUGGGUUCUGCGACGCCUCUGAAAAGGCAUAUUGCGCAACUAUAUAUGUGCGCACCCAAAUUAACAGCACAAUUUCAAGCCAUUUGUUAG
Messenger RNA from Rhagoletis pomonella (apple maggot), 828 nucleotides. RefSeq lists its product as uncharacterized. The record is from RefSeq and is a predicted model, not a curated record. The coding region runs from base 1 to 828 and encodes 275 amino acids. The transcript has a single exon. Lineage: Eukaryota; Metazoa; Arthropoda; Insecta; Diptera; Tephritidae.